Molecule: messenger RNA, 1824 nt
Organism: Pediculus humanus corporis (human body louse)
Lineage: Eukaryota; Metazoa; Arthropoda; Insecta; Psocodea; Pediculidae
Product: class A rhodopsin-like G-protein coupled receptor GPRoar3, putative
Exons: 6
Coding region: 1-1824 (607 amino acids)
Biological process (GO): adenylate cyclase-activating adrenergic receptor signaling pathway
Cellular component (GO): membrane
Molecular function (GO): G protein-coupled amine receptor activity
Source: RefSeq, a predicted model, not a curated record
AUGAACGAAUCCGAAGCUUGCGAUUCCCUCAUCACCAAAGUCAACUGGACCGACGCCUUUUCUCUUUUAGUGUUGGCAAUACUUCUUCUGAUAAAUGUCAUGGUCGUCGUUGGCAAUUGUUUGGUCAUUGCUGCCGUUUACAUAAGUUCUAAAUUAAGGACCGUAACUAAUUUAUUUAUCGUAUCACUUGCAGUGGCGGAUCUUAUGGUCGGCGUCGCUGUUUUACCAUUUAGUGCCACGUGGGAAGUUUUCAAGGUUUGGAUAUUUGGUGAUUUAUGGUGUUCGAUAUGGUUGGCUGUAGAUGUUUGGAUGUGCACGGCAUCGAUAUUAAACCUUUGUGCCAUAUCUUUAGAUCGAUACGUUGCCGUCACGCGUCCCGUCAACUAUCCAUCAAUAAUGUCAUCAUCAAGAGCUAAAAUUUUAAUUGCCGGAGUUUGGGUUCUUUCAUUCGUCAUUUGUUUUCCACCAUUGGUUCAUAAUUUUGAUACGUCGGACGACGUAUUGUUCACGACGACGACGCCGACGACGACUACUCCUCAACCAACUGCCGAAUCAUUUCAAUGUCCCUGGAUAUGCGAAUUGACGAGUGAUACCGGAUACGUCAUAUAUUCGGCACUCGGAUCAUUUUUUAUACCAAUGGGUGUCAUGCUUUUUUUUUAUUGGAAAAUUUAUAGAGCUGCCGUACAAACGACGAGAGCAAUAAAUCAGGGAUUCAGAACUACGAAAGGAAGCGGAGGUUUUGGUAAUAGAUUCGACGAACAAAGACUGACACUAAGAAUACACAGGGGUCGGGGAAGCGUUCAAAGUCACAGUAACACGUCCACGUCUAUAACAUCAUGUGGUUCUAUAUCCGGUUCGCCGAGCGUUACCAAUGGACACGAUAAAAUCACCGAAGUACCAAGACUGAAUCGUACCCGACUCACUAGAACUGGAAAAUCCCACGAAAAAAUUAAAAUAAGCGUAAGUUAUCCGAGCAGCGACCAAAUCAGCACAUCUGUGAUGAACAACAACAAUGGCCUACAUCCACCAUCAUCACCGGAAGCGACAAUACGGAAAACAAACGAAUCAUCAUUAUUGGACGAUCCAAAAGACAUAAGUUAUUCCGUACAUUACACGAAUCGUACUCGAAAAGACUCGACGACGGGUAGUACAACAAACGGACAAAAAAAACUAACCAAUCAAAAUUGUUACUUGAGAGUGACGGGUUCGAGAUUGUUGACGACAACGCAAUCAUCAAAAACGGAUAGAAGUUUAAGUAUAGAUUCAAUGACUUCCGGUUACGAUGACGAUCGAACUUGUACGGAAGAUGCAUCAAAAGACAUGUCACCAAGUCCGACAUUCGACGACGGUCAUCAUUCACAAAAGCCAAAACACGUGUCCAAAAUGGGUAAAAGAAACAUAAAAACCCAAGUCAAAAGAUUUAGAAUGGAAACAAAAGCUGCCAAAACGUUAGGGAUAAUCGUCGGCGGUUUCAUAUUAUGUUGGAUGCCCUUUUUCACCAUGUACCUAAUCCGACCUUUUUGUCCGAAAUGCAUUAAUCCCAUAAUGUUUUCCGUACUUUUCUGGUUGGGCUAUUGCAAUUCCGCCAUUAAUCCGUGCAUAUAUGCGCUUUUUUCAAAAGAUUUCCGUUUUGCAUUUAAAAAAAUAAUAUGUAGAUUUUUGUGCGGUCCCGAAAGAAAACUUUCCGUUAGUUUAAAAAGAAGAGGAAGCGAUGGAAGUCAAAUGACGACUCAUAAGGUCAUUGGAAGACAAAGAAGUCCGUCCUUUAUUCCUCCGAAUAGUAUGGGAGAAGAUAGCGAUCCGGGUGCAAGCGAUUCCAGGUGA